Mytilus californianus (California mussel) is the source of this 9126-nucleotide messenger RNA. Its product is annotated as multidrug resistance-associated protein 1-like. The coding region runs from base 48 to 4724 and encodes 1558 amino acids. NCBI's taxonomy places the organism in Eukaryota, Metazoa, Mollusca, Bivalvia, Mytilida, Mytilidae. Gene Ontology annotation, molecular function: ATP hydrolysis activity; ABC-type transporter activity; ATP binding. Gene Ontology annotation, cellular component: membrane. The record is from RefSeq and is a predicted model, not a curated record. The transcript has 31 exons. Gene Ontology annotation, biological process: transmembrane transport.
GGAAGUUACUCUAACUUUUAACCUAUCAUGAAGUGAACUCAGGAGAAAUGGUCCAGUCGUUCGAAGAAUUUUGUGGUGGUUCUCUAUGGGAUGAGACUAGAUUACUGAAUGGUAAUUACCCAGAGUUCACAGACUGUUUCCAGCAGACGUUACUUGUUUGGGUACCAUGUGGUUUCCUGUGGCUCAGUGCACCGUUCUACCUUUAUCAUCUUCUCAAUGCAGAUGGAGUUUCUCGUCCUCACUCAUUUUUGAGUGUGGCUAAAACUUUUGUUAGUGGUGUAUUGUUUUUCCUAUCGAUCGUUGAAUUACUACGAGAUGCUAAUAACAAAGAUGAUGAAGAAGCCAGUAAGAGAACUCACAAUUCUCUUUUUGUAGCUCAUUCACUUAAGGCUGCUACCUUUUUGUUGACAAUAUUAUUAAUAUACCUUGAGAGAAUCAGAGGAUUUAUUACAUCAGGAGUUCUAUUUAUAUUCUGGUUAUUGAUGUUAGUAGCUUCAAUAAUACCAUUCUACACAUUGAUUGAACAAGAUGUGUACCAUAAGGAUUUCUUUAGAUUUAGCAUAUUUUAUGUGUAUUUCUUCCUGAUAGUGGUCCAGUUUGUACUCCAUUGUUUUGCUGAGAAGAUUACAAGAAGAGGAUAUUAUGAAUUAAAUACAAAACAAUGUUUGGAAGUAGAAGCUUCAUUCUUAUCCCGAUUGACAUUUUGGUGGAUGACUGGACUGAUUAUAAUAGGAUACAAGAAACCAUUAGAAGAAGCUGAUAUUUCAGAACUUCACCCAAGAGACAAAAGUGAUGUUGUUAUACCAACCUUUGAUGAAGCUUGGAAAAAGGAAUAUGCAAAACAUGAGAAGAUCAGAGAAAAAAGUGUCAAAUAUAGUCGGCCUGCACAAUCCAUUAAUCAGGAACAUCGAUCGUCAGAGAAAACACCAUUGUUGUCAAGACAACCAUCUGUUACAUUUAAAACUGGAAAGCCAGUGAAGAAAGAAAAUAAAGGCUCCCUAUUUAAAGUACUGUGUAAAAUAUAUGGACCAUCGAUGUUGAGAGCAUGGUUCUGUAAAUUCAUGUACGAUUUGAUGCAGUUUACCUCACCUAUACUUUUAAGUGCCUUGAUAGGGUACACAACAAAUAAAAAAUCCGGUAAAAACGUGCAACCAGAAUGGCAUGGUUAUACAUUAGCUGGAGCCUUCUUUAUUGUGUCAUUUCUACAGUCAACAUUUUUCCAUCAGAAUUUUCACAUCGGUAUGAGUACAGGAAUGAGGGCCCGAUCGGCAAUGAUUGCUGCUGUUUACAAAAAGUCCCUUACAAUGAACAAUGAAGCCAGGAAGACAUCAACUGUAGGUGAGAUUGUAAACAUCAUGGGUGUUGAUUGUCAGAGACUUCAGGAUAUGUCAGGAUAUUUGUGGAUGUUGUGGUCUGCACCAUUCCAGAUUACAUUGGCUACAUUGUUACUAUGGCAACAGUUAGGACCAUCUGUUUUGGCAGGACUUGCAGUAAUGAUUUUGUUAAUUCCAUUAAAUGCUGCCAUCUCUGUCAAACAACGUAACAUGCAGACAGCUCUGAUGAGAUACAAAGAUGCUAGACUGAAGUUAAUGAAUGAAGUUCUCAGUGGUAUUAAGGUUUUGAAACUGUAUGCUUGGGAACAAUCAUUCCAGCAGAAAAUUAUAGACAUCAGAAACAAAGAACUGGGUAUUCUGAAGAGCUAUGGCUACCUCCAGGCAUUUAGUACCUUCUCCUUCACUUGUGCUCCUUUUCUGGUAACACUUGCCUCAUUUGCCACCUAUGUACUGAUAUCAGAUGAGAAUUACCUGGACGCACAAAAAGCUUUUGUUUCCUUGUCGUUGUUUAAUAUACUCAGGUUUCCCAUCAAUCUACUACCCAUGAUGAUCUCUUAUGUUAUACAGCUGAACGUAUCUAUUACAAGAUUGAGCAAGUUUUUGAAGAAUGGUGACCUUGACCCUGAUAAUGUUCAACACAGACCAUUAGAAGGUGUAGCAAUUAAAGUGGAAGGUGGAACAUUCAGCUGGGACAAAGAACUUCAACCAGCCUUGAAGGACAUAGAUUUAGAGGUUAAGGAAGGUAAACUUGUAGCAGUUGUGGGAACAGUAGGAGCAGGGAAAUCAUCUCUUAUCUCUGCCUUUCUUGGAGAAAUGGAGAAACUUAAUGGCAAUGUUAAUGUUAAGGGUUCAAUAGCCUAUGUGCCACAGCAAGCGUGGAUACAGAAUGCCACUGUUAGAGAUAAUAUAUUAUUUGGUAAAGAGAUGGACGAGUGUAAAUAUAACAAUGUUGUGGAGUCGUGUGCUCUUAAGUCAGACUUUGAAAUACUGACAGGUGGAGAUCUGACAGAGAUUGGAGAAAAGGGAAUUAAUUUGAGUGGUGGACAGAAACAGCGAGUAAGCUUGGCGAGAGCUGUAUACAAUAAUGCUGAUGUUUAUAUGUUAGAUGAUCCACUAAGUGCUGUAGAUUCACAUGUAGGAAAACAUAUCUUCAAGAAUGUGAUUGGUCGAGAAGGAUUAUUACAGAAUAAGACUAGAGUUUUGGUGACACAUGGUAUCCAUUGGUUACCAAUGGUUGACACUGUUGUCGUUAUGUCUGAUGGUGUAAUAUCAGAGAUGGGUUCCUAUGAGGAGUUAAUGAGCCAUGAAGGACCAUUUGCACAGUUCCUAAAGGCUUACCUCAUCCAGAAAGCAGAGACUGAGGACGAUGAAGAAGAGGAAGAGGAAGACCCAGAAAUACAACAGAUGAAGAGUAAGAUUUUAGAGCGAUUAGAAUCUGUUACCUCAGAUACUGGUACUGCUACUUCAGGAGAUGAAAGUAAAGUCAGGAAAAGAAGUUCAAAGGGUCAUUCAAAGAAAUCUGCAUUGAGCCGUGGAAUAUCGACAUUUGAUGCUCUAGAAUGUAAACCACUGCCUACUCCCAAAAAAGACAAGAAAGAUGUGGAAAAACUGAUAGAAGACGAAAAAAGGGAAAAGGGAAAGGUUGCCUGGAAAGUAUUUAUGAUGUAUCUGAGAGCUAUAGGACUAGUGGCCGCAUUCUGGAUUUUUGUCCUGUACCUGUUGUACCAAGGGGCGUCUAUAGCCUCUAAUAUCUGGUUAAGUCAGUGGACUGAUGAUAAGCAAUUGCAGGACAGGAGUAAAGCUAAUACAACUGAGUACAAGGAUAGAAAUAUGAUGUUCCUUGGAGUUUAUGGUGGUCUUGGAAUAGUUCAGGGUAUAAUGGUUCUGAUUUACUCCCUUGUUGCCAUACUACGACAGGUCAGAGCUUCAGCACAACUCCAUUACGACAUGUUAAACAAUAUAAUGAAAGCUCCAAUGGCCUUCUUUGAUACAACACCAGUCGGUAGAAUUGUAAAUAGAUUUUCCAGUGAUGUUGCAACCAUAGACAGCAUGUUACCGAUGAACUUUAGGAUGUUUCUAGGCACAGUAAUUGGCACACUGAGUACAUUGGUUGUCAUAUCCUACAGUACACCCAUAUUUUUGACUGUUGUGUUACCACUGGCCAUUGUAUAUUACCUCAUGCAGAAAUUUUAUAUACCUACCUCUAGACAGUUGCAAAGGUUGGAAUCCACAACUAAAUCUCCAAUAUUUAAUCACUUUAGUGAGACUAUUAAUGGCGCCUCUACGCUUAGGGCCUACAAAGAACAGCCAAGAUUUAUACAGGAGUCACUAGACAGAGUGGACAAAAAUAUCAGCUUCUACUUUACUAGAAUAGCAUCUAACAGAUGGUUAGGUUGGAGAUUAGAGUUCAUAGGUAACUUAAUCGUAUUUUCAGCCGCCCUGUUUGCGGUUGUAAGCGAUAUCUCUGGAGGAUUGGUUGGUUUGUCAGUGUCAUAUGCAUUACAGAUAACAAGUGCAUUAAACAUGUUAGUGAGGAAUUCCAGUGAUCUAGAGACCAAUGUUGUAUCGGUAGAAAGACUUAAAGAAUAUGCUGAAGUAGAAACAGAGGCUGAAUGGAUCAGACCAUUCAGGAGACCCCCACAUGAUUGGCCACAGUCUGGAGCAUGUAACUUUAUGGAUUACAAAACUAGAUACAGGGAAGGUUUGGACCUUGUUAUCAGGGGAAUCACAUGUCAAAUCCAAGGAGGAGAAAAGGUUGGAAUUGUGGGGAGAACAGGGGCAGGUAAAUCCUCCUUGAUGAUGGCAUUGUUCAGACUGAUAGAAGCUUCUGAUGGUAGUAUUGUUAUUGACGGACAGAGAAUAUCAGAUAUGGGUCUGCAUGAUCUUCGUAGCAAGCUUACGAUCUUGCCUCAGGAUCCAGUAUUAUUCUCUGGUACACUCAGAAUGAACCUUGACCCAUUUGAUCAGUAUGCAGAUAGCCAAAUAUGGACAUCCUUGGAGCAUGCUCAUUUGAAAAAAUUUGUAUCUGAGUUGCCUGAGAGACUGAGUCAUGAAUGUGGAGAAGGAGGAGGAAACUUAAGUGUUGGGCAAAGACAACUUAUUUGCUUAGCAAGGACAUUGUUACGUAAAACAAAGAUUUUAGUUUUGGAUGAGGCUACUGCUGCAGUUGACAUGGAAACAGAUGAGUUGAUACAGAAAACAAUAAGAGAAGAAUUUAAAGACUGUACAAUACUAACUAUAGCACAUCGUCUCAAUACUAUUCUGGAUUAUGACAAAGUAAUGGUACUUGAUCAAGGUUUAAUUAAGGAGUACGACUCACCUGACAGUCUAUUGAAGGACAAAACUACAGUAUUCUAUGGAAUGGCCAAAGCUGCUAAUAUUGUCUCAUAAACCAUUUGGUGAAUCAGGGAGCACACCUUUCCUCCUACCAGAAAUUGGAUUUAUUGUGAAUGUUUUGAUUGUGGUGAUAACUAAAUUUCUUUGAGCAUUACAAUUGAGAAGACUACUAAAAAUAUUAUUACCAGUAAAAGUAUGAUGAUGACGACUGGAUAAACUGUGGACCUACUGAUUACUAGGUCUGUUUAGGGACAUCAUGUCUGUAUGAUAUUCAUGUGCCAAUAAAACAACUAAAUCUAAAACUACUGUUUAACAUGUUGAGAAGUACAGUUCUGAAUUUUGAAUUAUAAAUGUUGAAUAAUUGUAGUGAUGGCUUGUGUGGCGUGUUAAUUUUCAUAUAGAUUUAAGUUAAUUGGUUGUCUUCCCUUAAGGUAGUUAGGUAUCAGAUUUACAUAAAACUGUAUCCUUGCUGAUAAAAAACCAGAGCAUUGCAUUAACUGCAUGGAAAAGAGAACUUGAUACCAGAAAUUAAAAGACGGAAUAAGAGAAUUUUGUCCAUGUUUUAAAACCUUUUGAUGAAUGAAUAAUGCAAUUCACUUCAGGUCAAAAGUCAAACUAUUUAGACUGUAGAUAAGUUAUAUAACUACUGGAACUACCCAAAACAUAUUGUUAAGACAUUUACUUACAUAAAUAACCAAUGAAUAAAUAGAAAGAAAACAAACAUUUGUAUGCCCCUGCUGCAGCUGAGGUUGCAUUAAGUGCUACCCUUGUACAUCUGUACAUCCCAAAAUUAGUUUCCGUUCUCUAACUUUUAGUUUGCCUCAACUAAAUGUUAUAAAACUUGUACACAAUGCUUUUUACCACAAAACUCAGAUCAAGUUUGAAUUUUGGUGGCAUCACUUAUACCGUUCCAGAGUUGUGCCGUUUACAAAUGGAAACAUUGCUGAAUUUUUCGUUUCCGUUCUCUAACUUAAGUUUGUCUCUACCAAAUGUUAUGAAACUUAUACACUAUGCUUAUUACCACAAAACUCAUAUCAAGUUUGAAUUUGGGUAGUGUCACUUUUACUGUUCUUGAGUUGUGUCCCUUUAUAACGUUAUAUGCAAUCGGGGACAUCAUCUGUGUUCCAUCGACACAUUCUUCAUUUUUUUUUCAUCUAAUUAUAGAAAGUCUUCUUCUUUUGUAAAUAUGACAUCCAUUGAUUCCUAUAAAAGAGUUAAAAUUUAUAAAUUAAAAUUACAAUUCCAUAUUGUUUAUGUUAUGAUAAAUGCUUUUGUUUUUUUUCUUUUAUAAAUCAACAAUAUACAUCUAUUUGCCCUCUGUGAUUUUUACCUGUACCUCGAAAUGAUAAACAGACAAACCAUGAGAAAAAAUUUCAGUACUUCAGUGUGCUCUGCAUUGCACUGGAUUCAAAAGGAUUAAGUGUCGAAUCUGCUGAAGACAAUCUCACGCAUGCGUAUUACAUGUAAAUAAAGCACAUGUUUAACACAUGAAAAAAAAUACUUUUUUCUACGUAAAUUAAAUUAAGUUUUUAUUUUUAAAUCAGAAUUGACGACUGUUUUUGCUGAAAGUAAUUAAAUAAUGAUGACAGUUGUCAUGGAAUUUUAAUUUCUUUAUGAUAAUAGUUCUGAUCAAUGUCAGGUGUGAAUUAAAAACACAGGUAAAAAAUGAUUAGUGAUCAUUAGUAAAUAUUUCCCGGAGGCAUUAAUACAGUUAUUAUGAGGGCCCUCUGGAUUAUCAUACUAUACUGGAGUGGCAGUUUUAUUAUAGGAAAGGGAUUACAAAACAAAAACAAGUGCAAAAUGGCGAAUAAGAAACCCGAUCUCAUUGAAAUGACCGAAAUUAUUUCUGUAAAAAAAUAAAAUUUGUCCUAAAUCCCAUUAUUUGGUUUAGGACAAAUAGCUUUCAGUUAAGGUCAUGACUGGCAAAUAUGACCGUUUCCGGACCCUUGAUUUUGACCAAAGUUUUACUAUAUUACUUCAUUUACUGUGUUAAUAUACAGUGACAAGAUUUAAAUGUGCCAUUGAAUUUUUAUACAGAUAAUUAUUUUUUUAUACCUUGUACUUUAUAGUUUCCAUCAAAUUUAAAAUAUCAGUUAUUUGCUGUAUAAAUAUUAAUUUUAAUGUGUUUAUUUAAAAUACCAAGAUAAAGUAUCUAUAAAUUUAAAUGUUGUAUUAUAUGAAGUUCACACAAGUGCCAUGGACUCAGAUCUUUCAAUUUCAAUCACAUAAUUUUAUUUUCUUUUCUGUUUAUUUUUUUAAUGAGUUUAUUUUUAUAUACAGCCAAAUUUAUCAAUGAAUGAUUGUUUUUUUCAAGGAAAAAUUUAAAGAUAUAAUUGAAUGAGCUCCAUAGAAAACAAUAGAUAUUGUAUUCAUUCAAUGAACAGUUCAAUUGGCAAAAAUAUAAAUGGCCAGGUAAACACUAACUGAUUCUGGGGAAAUCCUUUGCAAUAAAAAGAUAGAUGCAUGCAGUGCUUUCCUUUAAUAUCAUGAAAUUUAUUGAAAACUUUAAAACCAAAUCUGUGAUAACUAAGGGAGCUACCAUUUGAUUUUUAUGGGGGGCUAGGAUGAAAAAUUUUGUCCUGCCUUUUUAUUUUUCCCUCUAUUCGGUCCUGCCUUUUUAUUUUUCACUCUAUUCGGUCCUGCCUUCUGUUUUUUUUAGUUUAUCCUGACUUUUUUUUACAUAAAUUGUCAUCCUGCCUUUUUUUUUUGCAAAUAAUCUCAUCCUGCCUUUUUUUUACUCAAAACUCCUGUCCUGCCUAUUUUUUUCAAAUUUCAUCCUAGCCCCCCCCCCCAUAAAAAUCAAAUGGUAACCCCCUAAAGUUGGAUACCUGUGGUAGGAAAUAUAUAUUAUAUAAGUGGUAGACUUAUUAUAAGAUAUUCAAAUUAUGGUUGGAAAAACUGACACUGACCUUUUAUUCCAUAUAACUGCAAUUUUGCAUCAGAUUUGAUUUGUAUUCUCCUCUUGCAACAACUGCAUUGUACACAUGUAAUGUAUUUGAGAAUUGUGUGUUAUAAGUGUUUGUUAUGUAUUUUUAGGCAUUAUAUACUGUGAUUAUUAAGUUAUAAAUUAUUUAAUCAGAUAGUAUUUAAUAGUAGUGAUUAAUUAAUGUAGUAAUUGUGGGAUGGCAGAUCUGAUGAAAGACAUGUAAAUUUUACAGACUGUUUGGUAAGUACAUUUGUCCAAUUAAAACUGAAUUUGGUUGACUGAAUGUAAAAGGCAGAGAUUUAUCAAACUAAUCCAAAAUUUCUUGUUUACCACUAUAUACUGAAUGGAUAACUGAAAUAUUUGCUAUAUAUGAAAAAAGUCGUGCAUUUUUAAUUGUUUACAGGAGGUUAAGUGAAAAUAUUAUUAUAAAGUUAAGUUUUGUGUUGGUGCAAAUUUAUGUUAGUUUACUCUGAAGUGCUAAAAUAACUUUUUAUUAAACUUUAUUUUUAUAUAUGCUAUUAUUUAUAUAUUUCUGCUUAAAGUACAUAUAAUUGAUUAUUAGUGUGAGGAUUUUCUGACCACUUUUUGUUGUAAUAUUACCAUUAUAUUUUUAUAGAUACAUGUACAUAGACAAUGAAUUCAUUCAAAGCAAUUUUCUAGAAUUUCCAUUGUAAGGGAUCUUGAUAUUUGUGUAGAGUAUGCUGAAUGAAGCAGGGUACUGAUUUAAACAUAGAUUGACUUUAUUGAAAUAUUGUAUGGCCUAUUGUAAAAAUAAAUGAAAAUGAGCCUAGCAUAAUGUAAAUUAUUGGAUACAGUUUCCAUCAAACAGAAAGCAGUUUCCCUGUUACAUAUUGUAUUUUUUAAUUCAGUCACUAUUUUCACAUUUGAUGCAUUAAAAGUAUACAAACUUUCAAAUUGAAUAGUUCUGUUCAUUUCCAACAGGAGAAAUCUCGAAAGAGUAAUAAUUAAUAAAUGGAUUCCACAAAGAUUUCAGAUUAUAAAACUUUAAAACAAGUGAAUUUUUUUCUAGGACUUAAUCUAGAAUACUUCAGGGACUUUACAGAACUUUUUUUUUUAAUUGAAAUAUGGUAAAUUCUGUCAACAGGUUAUCCUUAGGUUGAGUGCUCAGUAUAUAUAGGCAAAAUUAGUACCAUCGUCAUAAUCUAUUAGUUGUUUGUUGUUCAAUGCCAGUAAUUUGUAAAUACAUAAAAUUCAUAUCAGAAAUUCAGGGUGUUUCUAUUUUUUUUGUGAUUUGUAUUCAACUUAAAAUUAUGUAGUAACUGCAUUUGGAGUAUUUUGUGGAGAACUAAGCUGAAAUAAAAUUGAAAAAAGAUAUAAAUUAGUUAAAAAUAGUUUCAAUAAGAAAAUUUAACCAACUUGAUAUGAAUUAGGUAUACCGCCUUGCAUAUUUGCUUUCAUGUUGUUAAAACUAUGUAAAAUCUAUCUACAAUUUGAAAAUUAGUUAUUCUUGUGUUUGUUUUUCAUAGAAUUUAACAUUAUAUCAUUUUUAUUAAUAAAACUGGAAAAUUA